Molecule: messenger RNA, 1776 nt
Organism: Paramormyrops kingsleyae
Lineage: Eukaryota; Metazoa; Chordata; Actinopteri; Osteoglossiformes; Mormyridae
Gene: rpp40
Product: ribonuclease P/MRP 40 subunit
Biological process (GO): tRNA 5'-leader removal; endonucleolytic cleavage in ITS1 to separate SSU-rRNA from 5.8S rRNA and LSU-rRNA from tricistronic rRNA transcript (SSU-rRNA, 5.8S rRNA, LSU-rRNA)
Cellular component (GO): multimeric ribonuclease P complex; ribonuclease MRP complex
Molecular function (GO): ribonuclease P activity; ribonuclease MRP activity
Source: RefSeq, a predicted model, not a curated record
UUGGUCGUUAUCUAGACGAACAGACUGAAAGUAAACAUUUUCACAUGAGGUAUUACGUAGAGCGGUCGAGUAAAAUAUUGCUCCAAAUUACCAGUUUUUACUUUGUUACAAUAGCAUCGUAAGUGGCAAUGCAUCCUGAAUUACAGCAGUCCCCGAGAAAUAUAUUGGUAUUUGAGAAAUCCAAUUUUAUGAAUGAAAAAUCCAGACACGACUUACACGUGCUCAAGCACUAUUUCAACUACAAGGUAUCUGUUUUCAUACCCGAGUGCGGAAUCCUUCCCUCGGAACUGAACGACGCCAUCAGCCGUUUCACAAAAUAUUAUCUGGUUAAGGAUUUACCUGUGCAUGAGUUGUUGGAAGAAGAAUGUUUAGAGAAAACUGUAAAGAAAGGUCGUUUCUACGCCCUGUCGUACAACAGGAGAAUCGACCAAGAUGAUGUUGUUGCCAUCCUCCCAACUGGCCAGAUGAUUCUGUCUGUGAAUAAAGACACGUAUGAACAACUGGGUUUGGAGGGAAAGGAGUCACAGUACACCCACAAACAGCCCAUGAGAUAUGUGGUGACUGUAGACCUCACAGACAAAUCUAUGCUUCCGGGUUCGAAACGGUACAACCGAGUGUUGUGGGCACUUAAAGAAAAAGUGCCAGUUAAAAUGGACUUCUUGCUGGCCAGACACAGCACUGAGGCCAAUGAGGGUGGUAUGCUGCCUUCCUGCCUCUCCCAGUACCACUGCAGGGAGCUCCAGGCAUCCAUUAGCACCCAGAAGCUGAGCAGCCUGCCCUAUCCUGUCCUGUGUAGCUGUGACAUUCGGGGGGAGGGCUACUGUGAGCCGCACCAGUUCCUGGAGUGGCUGGGGGCCGUCACCAUGGAAAUCGACUGCAACAAUGAUGCAACCAGCUUCAUGUCAACAUACUCAUGUCCAGAACAACACAACACCUUAAGCCAGGCCUUGCUGUGCUCCAUCACUGGCCUCUUGCUGCCCGAGGACAUACAGUCGCUGCUGGAGAAGCUGCGGAGUUACUUUGAGCAGCCCAAGCUCACAUCCUGGCUGUCGUUGGUGGUGCAUGGCUUUGCCGACAGCCCCGUGUCCUGGGGGAUGGAGGAGCAUGGCUUCCACAAGGGCGGUGAGAAUUUCUACGGUUUUGUGGUCUUCGGGAACCAGGACUACUGGCUGCACAUGGGCACCGGGGCGAACGACGGUUGCCCUCCGUGACACGUCUCAUUGGUCUGUCAAGUUCUGCACGAUUAAGAGAGCAGUCAGGUGAGCAGAGGGCCUGGAAGACACUUGAAGACUUGAAGACACUUGACUUCUCCCAGGUUAUCUGAGCUGUACUCAGAAGAAUGUUACAGAAAAAUCCAGUUCAGGUACUGUAAUGUAGUGUUUCCCAACCUGGUCCUCGGGAACCCCCAGAUGGGAGCUGGGAGAAAGCAAAAACAUGGACUGUCUGGGGGUCCCCAAGGACUGUGUUGGGAAACACUGGUGUAAUGGACCAGAGAUGGCGUUCCUGUACGGACAUAAAAACAGUGUAUAUUUACCUCCUCUAGAGGUCUGAAGCUGUACUGAGAGGAAACGCUUUCGUUUCGGCCCUUAUUAUGACAGUUUCUACCAUUUAAUACAGAUUGUGUAAUAAUCUAAACUAGUGUAAAAGCAUCUGUGCUGUAACAUUGUUUCUAAAUGUACUGCGAGUGGAAGGACUGGUAUGACAACCUGGUCUUUUUCCAGUUGCAGGUUUUUGUGUUGCACAGUGAAUGGUUUCAAUAAAUUAACAAAGAGAAUC